Molecule: messenger RNA, 792 nt
Organism: Zophobas morio
Lineage: Eukaryota; Metazoa; Arthropoda; Insecta; Coleoptera; Tenebrionidae
Gene: nau
Product: transcription factor SUM-1
Exons: 4
Coding region: 56-718 (220 amino acids)
Biological process (GO): positive regulation of myoblast differentiation; regulation of transcription by RNA polymerase II; muscle organ development
Molecular function (GO): DNA-binding transcription factor activity, RNA polymerase II-specific; RNA polymerase II cis-regulatory region sequence-specific DNA binding; protein dimerization activity
Source: RefSeq, a predicted model, not a curated record
AAAUUUUAGUUUGUACAAAUGCGAACGCGCGCGUUGGUCGUGUGUGGUACUCGGGAUGAAUUUCUACCAGAGCUUCUACCAGAACUACCAAAAGAGCAACUUCUUCUACCACGGCGACAAGAAGGGGAAGGGGGAGGAGGGCAAGGGGGCCAAGUCGGACACGGGCUACGCGAGCGGCGAGAGUUCGGCGGAGAGCGACGACGAGAAGGAGCUGAGCCAUGUCCUGGAGCCCCAGAACAACAACUGCGACACGGGGGGACCCAGGAAGUGCCUGGCGUGGGCGUGCAAAGCGUGCAAGAAGAAGACGGUGGCCAUCGACAGGAGGAAAGCGGCCACGCUGAGGGAGAGGCGGAGGCUGAGGAAGGUGAACGAAGCCUUUGAAGUCCUGAAACGCCGUACCUGCAACAACCCGGGUCAACGACUCCCCAAAGUGGAGAUCCUGCGAAGCGCCAUCGAGUACAUCGAGUACCUGGAGGAGAUCCUCCAGGGCGCCAAGUCGCCGGCCGACACCGAGAACAUCAUCUCCGCCGCCCCCAAUUACGUAAACUGCUCGUCGGCGCAUUUCGUCUCGGAUCGGCUGCAGGGGUUCGGGGAGGCGAGGUAUCCCACACCAAAUACUGGCUUCGACGUCGCCAGCACCGCCUCCAGCCUGGAUUGCCUCAACCUCAUCGUCCAGAGCAUAACGAGCAAGAAGGUCGAGAGCAACGAGCCCACGUGACUUCGGCCGACGUCACGUGACUAUUUAUUUCGAGGAUUACGAGUACAACGUAUUUUUAAGUUGAAUAAAGUCGU